Hyaloscypha bicolor E is the source of this 1453-nucleotide messenger RNA. Its product is annotated as glycoside hydrolase family 28 protein. The transcript is spliced from 4 exons. Gene Ontology annotation, molecular function: polygalacturonase activity. Bases 305 to 1453 code for a protein of 382 amino acids. The record is from RefSeq and is a predicted model, not a curated record. Gene Ontology annotation, biological process: carbohydrate metabolic process. Lineage: Eukaryota; Fungi; Ascomycota; Leotiomycetes; Helotiales; Hyaloscyphaceae.
GAUAUCGGCUGUAGUUACACCGAGUCUACAGCACCCUCAAUACAGCUCCCAUCCGGAUAAUUUCAUUGGCUGACUGGAAAGAAUACCCAGCCUAUUCCCCGGACUGCGUUUCCCCGGAAUAAUUUAAAAAGGCGUUGUCAGACUUGUCCCGGUUCUCAAGUUCCCCAGUCUCACCCCGCGCGGGGAAUCCUUGUUGUGAGGAAUCUGGGGCUGCAUAACUGCACCUGCCCACAUUCUUUGUUCUCGAUGAAUUUAUAAGAACUGUGAAUAACUUGUCUUAUUAGAACACCCAGUUUGUUUCAACAUGCGUUUCUUUACCUCAGUCCUGUUUGCUCUGAGCGUCUCGUCUGUCACUUGCAAUGAUUCAAAGCCGCAGGGCCCCAAUCCUGGCGUCAAAGACAAGAAGACCUGUACCAUCAAGCCAAGUCUCGACGGCUCCGAUGACACACCUGCUAUCCUCAAAGCAUUCGAUUCUUGUGGCAAGAAUGGACGAGUUGUCUUCAUCAACGAGACCUACCAUGUCGACACGGUCAUGAAUACGACAGGUCUAGAGAACGUUGAUAUCGAUUUGUAUGGAACUCUCUUGUGGUCAGCGAACAUCACCUACUGGUUCAACGCCUCUCUCUUCUUCGGCUAUCAAAAUCAAUCCUCAGCAUGGUGGCUAGGAGGCAGCAACAUCUGCUUCAAUGGACACGGCUCCGGAACCCUCGAUGGCAACGGACAAUUUGUGCAAAGCCAGAUGUGGGCGAUGACCGUCUUCAAAAGCGAGAACAUCCUGAUGCAGGAUGUUUAUAUUAAUAGCACGUCCCACAGUGGAAGCCCAGCUCGUAACACCGAUGGCGUGGACACGAUAUAUAGCAACAAUAUUCAUUUCGAUCGUAUGACGAUCAUUAAUGGCGAUGAUAGCAUCUCGGCGAAAGCUAAUAGCACAAAUAUCCUCAUCACAAACUCUACAUUCAUCAAUGGACUGGGUGUGGCGCUGGAGAGUAUCGGGCAGUAUGAGGGUGUGUAUGAGAUUCUAGAGAAUGUCACAGCGAGAGAUAUCAUAUGUGUGAAGACACUUCAUGCAGGGUAUGUAAAAACAUGGACUGGAGAGAGAGUUGGAUACCCACCGAACGGAGGCGGUGGAGGUUUAGGUUAUGCGAAAAACAUAACCUUCUCCAAUUUCACCGUCUCCGCUCUCCGCGGCUCACCAUUCGCCAUCUCUCAAUGCACCACCUUCAGCGACACAGCAGGCGAUUGCAACAGCUCCGAAUUCCAGCUCGAAGAUAUCUUGAUCGAGGAUAUACGGGGAACGAUUAAUGCGGAUCCGGUUGCGAGUUUUCGGUGUAGCGGCGCGGCGCCUUGUAGGGAUAUUAGUAUGCUGGGUGUGGAGUUGGAUUUAGUUAAUGGGAAAGUGGCGAGUGGGUGGAAGUGUAGCAAUUUGGUGGGGGCGGUGGGGUUCAAUUGUUAG